Coffea arabica (coffee) is the source of this 1547-nucleotide messenger RNA. NCBI's taxonomy places the organism in Eukaryota, Viridiplantae, Streptophyta, Magnoliopsida, Gentianales, Rubiaceae. The record is from RefSeq and is a predicted model, not a curated record.
AGGCACUCAAAUGUUCGGUUGUACCAAAACACACACACACACACACACACACACACACACACACAGACGCACACAGUCACACAGUGAGGCUGUGAGGCUAAUAAACCAUCAAGAACUCCAGAACCCUGUUCUUUUCUGCCAUAUUUCAGUUUCGUACUCGCUUCUGCAAACUUUACAAGGUGUCUCAGAGAGAAAUGGCUGAAGGAAAGGAGGUCAACAUCAUGUCCGUGGAGCAAGCGAUUCAGAGAGAAUUGGCAUAUAGGAAAAAGAUUGCUUACUUCUUGUCUGAGGCAGAAUUUGCAGAGCUGUUACCUUUGGAGGUGCCAUCUUCAUCUAAAGCUACAAUUCCAGAGCCAAAUGUCUCACAAUUUCUCAGGCAGAGUUUGAGGUCACCUACCAUAGCACGGCCUACAUCAAACCCCAGAUCAAGCCUCACCAGUGCAGCAGCAAAUGAUUUGACAUCUUCGGGUCCUAAUCUUAAGCAAUCACCAGUGCCAUCUUCAUCUAAAGUAACAAUGCCAGAAGCAAAUGCUACACAUAUAUUAGGGCAAAACUUCAUCUCACAUGCUGGACAAGGUUUUGCAUCAAACAUGAUUUCACGUCCGAGCAUAAGCAUGGUUUCAGCAGAUGAAAUAAGGCCUUCAGUUACUAAUGUCAAGCCAUCUCCAGUUCCAGGUCAGAAUCCAAGUCCAUUUUCAGUGUCUACUCAGAACAGUGCAUCAAUUCACUCAGUGAUGCCAAUGAAAGCGACUCCCAGCAGCUUCAACUACCUUUCAAAUCAACACCAAAAGCCAUAUUAUACUAGUGAUGGACCUAAAACAUUCUGCAAGAUUUGUCAAGUCAGCUGCCCAAGCCCAUCAUGUUACAAAAUGCAUAUCAAAGGUCACAAGCAUAAAGCUAAGCUGAGUUACAUGAAAAUGUGUGGGAAUGGGAUGGUUAAGGAGAACACAAAAGAGCAACCAAGAUGUGACCUGUGCCAAAUUUUGUGCACUGACCAAAUUAGUUUAGAUUUACACUUCAAAGGUCAAAAGCACAGGGCCAAGUUGCAAGAACUCGAAGUUGGUAAGAAACAGAAAACCCUCCAGCACUUCUGGUGUGAAUUGUGUCACGUUCCUUGCAACAGUGAAGAGAUUUAUAGGCUUCACUUGAAGGGGAAGACCCAUGCUGCCCGUCUAUGUACUUCCGAGAAACAGAAGAAGGCAACAUAGGAAGCAGGAGCAGCAUUUGAGCAGUUAAGUUUGCAUUAGGGCAACGUAAUAAGCACUAGUCUACUUUUUUGAACUGCCUAAUUGCUUCACUUUUGCCUGGAUUUAAUGCUUUGUGGCAAAAAUCUUUACAGUGUGUUGCUGAUCAUUUGUCGUUGGUACUUAUUGACAUCUAUAAAUGAGCUCUAUAACUUGAAUUCUUCAGGCAAGAGAGAUUUAUACUCCCAUUUUGGAAUUCUAAGUUGAUACGCUUGAUGGAGCAGAUAUUAUUGAACUGAACUGAUCUAGAUUCAUUGUUAUGAAUCUGUUGCAUCUAUGGAAAUUUAUUAUCAGCCUCUUGAA